Messenger RNA from Rotaria sordida, 1313 nucleotides. NCBI's taxonomy places the organism in Eukaryota, Metazoa, Rotifera, Eurotatoria, Philodinida, Philodinidae. The record is from the annotation of a GenBank genome assembly.
CACCUCAUCAAACAUUUUUCUCUACAUCAUCAACACAUAAACGUUUAGCUUCACCAACAUCAUCAAGAUCUCGUUCACCUCAACGUUAUUUUCGUUUACGAGAUCGAUUUUUUCGUUCAUAUGAUCAAAUAGAAUUGGGUGAUCAAUAUCAACCUCAUCGUGUUGCUAAUCAAAUUUUAAUUGAAAUGGAUGGUAUGAGUGCAAAGGAAAAUGUUUUUAUCAUUGGUGCUGCUGUUGGAUGUGAUAUUAUUCAUCCAAUAUUUUUUAAAACAGGUCGUUUCGAUCAUAUAAUUAUUAUUCCAUUACCCGAUGAACAAUCACGCUUAACAAUUUUUAAAGUUUGUUUAAAAAAUUCACCUGUAGCUGAAGAUGUCGAUUUUGAUUAUUUGGUUAAUAAAACGAACAAAUUUACUGGUUCUGAUAUCAAGAAUAUAUGCUUACGAACAGGCCAAUUGGCAGCACGUGAAUUUAUAGAAAAACAAGAACAAACAACAACAACAACAACAUUAAAUCAAUUAUUUAAAAUUAGCCGCUGCCAUUUUGACAAAAGAUCAUUAGUUCAUCCUGAUGAACCAUUUUAUUUUGCUGAUAUUUGUGCUGGUCCCGGUGGUUUUAGUUUUGGUUUUACAUUAAAAGGCAAAUCAGAUUUUGCUCUUCAAAAAUUUCUUGCUAGUACACCUGAAACAUUUGAUCCAUAUUAUGAUGUCAAAGAUCUUGAUGGUGAUGGUGAUAUAUUUAAAUCAGAAAAUAUAGAUGCUUUACAAAAUUAUGUAAAUAAAUGUACAAUGCAUAAUGGUGUACAUAUUGUUAUGGCUGAUGGAAGAUUUUCGGUAGAAGGACAAGAAAAUAUUCAAGAAAUUUUAAGCAAACAAUUAUAUUUAUGUCAAUUUCUAACAGCUUUGUCAAUUCUUCGACUAGGUGAUCAUUUUGUUUGCAAAUCAUUUCAUGUAUUUACUCCAUUCAGUGUGGGAUUUGUUUAUUUAAUGUAUCGUACAUUUAAUCAAAUAUCUAUUCAUAAAUUAGUUACAAGUCGACUAGCAAAUUCUGAACGAUAUAUUAUAUGUAAAGGUCUUCGUGAAGAUAUUCGAGAUAUUGUACGAUCAUAUAUGUAUGAAAUAAAUGUUCUUCAGAAUAAAUGUAAUGCUAAUUCUGAAGAUAAUGAUGUUCAAUCAAUUGUUCCAAUGCAUAUUUUAAAAGGAAAUAAAAACUUUUAUGAAUAUGUUCGAGAUUCGAAUAAUCAAUUGAGUGAACAUCAAAUAAGAAAUUUAAGAAAAAUUCGUGCUUUUGUUAGUAAUGCAACUUUGAGAGAUAAU